Ipomoea nil (Japanese morning glory) is the source of this 1993-nucleotide messenger RNA. RefSeq lists its product as uncharacterized. The record is from RefSeq and is a predicted model, not a curated record. The transcript has 5 exons. Bases 188 to 1627 code for a protein of 479 amino acids. Lineage: Eukaryota; Viridiplantae; Streptophyta; Magnoliopsida; Solanales; Convolvulaceae.
AGCGUAUGCGUUUGCGUGAGGGUGCAUCAGUUCACCACGAACGCCCACUUGUCUCUCCAUCUUUUAGAGCGAGAAAGAAAAGCACCGAAACCAUAUUGAAACUCUGCAGUAAAAGCUAGAGAGAGAGAGAGAGAGAGAGAGAGAGAGAGAGGAAGUGCAGUGUUCCACUGUUCCAGAUGCUCAUAGAAUGGGGAAAUCUGAUGAGCGGCAACUGCCACUGCAUCAGCAACAGCAGGGGGGCCGGAAUGGGUCCGGCGAGGGCGGCGUUUCCAGAAUCUUCUGCUGCUGCUGCUGUUGCGAGGGAUGUCCGGUGGGUGUUUCUAGAAUCUUCCGCGGGUUUAAUUUCAAGUGCGUGUUUGUCUUGCUGCUGACUGUCGCCGUUUUACUGUCCGCCGUGUUUUGGGUCUUCCCACGCCGCUCUAACCAGUCCGGGUUUGAUGCAAAAGAGGCAAUCAAGCUCAGUUCUACUGUUCAAGCAUACUUCAUGCUGGAGAAACCAGUUUCAGAUCUUGUUCCUAACAUUGCUAGACUAGAAUAUGAUAUUUAUGGGGAGAUAGGAGUUCCUUCCACAAAGGUUGCAAUUUUAUCCAUCCAUCAGGCGGAUUUAUCUAACCAGAGUGAUGUUAUAUUCGGCGUCCUUUCUGAUCCAGUUGAUUCAUCUAUAAAUCAGCUGUCCUUAGAUUUGCUGAAAAUGUCUUUUAUAGAUAUCUUUCUUCAACAAGCCAAUUUGACACUGACUACCUCAAUCUUCGGACAACCAUUUUCUUUUGAGAUUUUGAAAUUUCCUGAUGGAAUCACUAUAAUACCUGAGCCCCGAUCUACAUUCUGGGACAUGCCCCAGAACCUCUUCAACUUUACACUAUAUAAUUCCAUAGAACAAAUAAAGUCGAAUUUUGCGGUGUUAAAGGAGCAGCUGAAGUCUGGUUUACAUCUCAGGCCAUAUGAGGACAUUUUUGUAAUGGUCAAAAACAAUAUUGGUUCUACAAGAGAUCCCCCUGUUACAAUUGAAGUUUCUGCUGUUACUGAUGUUGAUGUUCUACCACCAGAAAGAUUGAAACAAUUGGCUCGAAUAAUCACUGAUUCCCCUCCCUCUGCAAAUCUUGGCCUUGAUAACUCUGUUUUUGGUAAAGUUAAGCAAAUAAGUUUGUCUUCCUUUCUAAGUCAUUCAAUUCAGGCUGUGCCACCAACUGCUGCCCCAGCUUCAGCUCCAUCUCCAUCUCCAGUACAAUAUGAUCCUGAACCAUCUUCAGCACCAUCUUAUACUAGCCACACAUAUGCCCCAACUCCCGGUGAAGAACGGGGGCACCCUCCAUCCCACGUCACUGCUUCACCAGUGCCUUCACAGGCGCCUGCUUCCCCUCAUAGAUUGGGAAGUCCACCAUGUGGUCCGAGCCCAUCACCGGCUUCUCAUGCCAUGCCAACGGUGUCUCCUGGUCUUUCUCCGCUGGCUGCUGUAUCAUAUUACCCCAGUGAGGACCGUGAAGAAUUGAUUGAAAAAGGUUUUGUGUUGGCAUCACAAGUCUCUUCAGGAUUCUCUUUGUCUCCAUCAUCUCGUGUUUUCUACAAUGAGAUGCACGCCCUCUACUUAAAUGGAUUCUUGACGAUCCUUCUUUGUUGGAUAUGGUGACACGUGUGGCCUCAUAACAUCGCGAUUUGGCUCAAGUAGGACGAUAGUGACUGGGACAGGAACAUUAAAUGCAUAUCGUAAGUGUAUAAAAGCAUGCAUAUAUGAAGAAGUUGCCGGCCGAUGCCAAAGGUGACUGGCCUCUGUUUCACUCCAUGACACUCAAAAAUGUAAUUUGCCCAAAGCAGAUUUUCAUCAAGGUAAGUAAAACUGAGAUAGUUCUAUUUGACCAUCUGCAAUGUGAGCAAAUGCCAAUAUAUGUCAAUGAUGCACAUAUGCUAACCAGAUUCUGAACAUUUGUGUAUAUUUUGCUGAAAGGAGUAACAGUAAGCCAUAUUUGUGGCAUUAUAUACGAAUUCAUAGUUUAUU